Messenger RNA from Guyanagaster necrorhizus, 531 nucleotides. RefSeq lists its product as uncharacterized. The record is from RefSeq and is a predicted model, not a curated record. The coding region runs from base 1 to 531 and encodes 176 amino acids. The transcript is spliced from 5 exons. Lineage: Eukaryota; Fungi; Basidiomycota; Agaricomycetes; Agaricales; Physalacriaceae.
AUGCACUUCGUUGAUAUUCGAUCCGGUGCUCGGCAUAUGCUCGGCUGGCAGAUUCCGACUAUUUUUCCCUUUUUGGAUUUGGUGGCGGUUAGUCCUUUGGAUGGCAGCGGGCGCCAUUGUCGUCCGUCACACCGCACUGACUUUUCCCAAGCAUACACGAGACAGCCAAAGACUGAUCCCGGGACGUCAAACUAUCUUCAAAUGAGCAAAAACGGGGAGAAAUGUAAAAGGAUUGAUGGAAUGCCUGGCAACGAUUCUCAGGAAGCUCAGCCCGCUCUCAAUGAAGGCCUGAUUCGACCUAGGUCAUCUGUGUACUGGCAACGAACGACUGAUCGUACUUUCAGCCUGACGACACACCUCGAAGUGCUUUGCUUCAUCUCUGCCCCACCCGUGAUCAAUUGUAGCACUGAUCCCCCAGUCGUCGCGCAAGGCAUCAACAUCGGCGUCCGUGUCGGCACUGCUGUGUCCAAGUGCGACCGGGACGUUUCAAUAGACCUUGUCUGCAAUGGCCCCAUUUUUGUAGGUAAAUGA